GAUUAUUGUUAAACUUUUUAUCAUCAACAUAUCCGCUCAGACACGACAUUCAACAUCCACUUUUAUUGUGUAUAUUGAUUUAAGGCCACGUCCAAGAAAGUUGUUUAGUUUAGCAGGACUUUGUUUUUGGCAGGUUGGAAACAGCGCAAUAAUAUGCAGGGAACAAUGAACUCUUUGACAUGGGCAGCUAAAGACGAACCGGAACAGGUAUUUAUGCUUGUUAAUAAUUAUCAAAUCAGUCCAGUAAACAAAAUGGCCAAUUGCAACAUGAUUACCCGUCUUGCUAAAGAAGCCGACUUACCAGCCGUUUUAGAAAUGUCGGAGGGUGUAUAUGGAGGCCAUGACUAUUUCCUUGUGGAGUUUUUAAACUUUGUAAAAGACCCGAGCCGAAGAAUUUUGAUCGCGGAGAUGGAUGGCAAAGCUGUGGGCUUACAGGCCAUACAUAUUGUCGAUGAAGGUGAAACAGCUAUCGCUCAUUCAUUGCGAGUACAUUAUAAGUAUCAAUGUCGGGGAAUUGGUAAACGAUUAAUACAAGAAUGUCGCAAUUAUGUGAGAGCAAAUUUUCCACAAGUUAAAUUCGAGAGAUAUGUGACGAGAAGUGAUGCACGUUUGGCAAUACAGAAGAAAUCCGAUGACCUCCAAUUUCACCAAGCUGCCACAUUUAGGGGUAUUGUAAAUGCUAAUUCUUCCGGACUGAACUCUCGAAUUGCAAACAGCUUAAUUGAGCAGUCUGUAAAUUUAAAGCAGUUGAACAAAACCGGGCUCGAAGUUAUCCUCAAUGAGCAGAAGCUUCGAAAUAUCUUGUUUCAAGACAAAUAUCUUGUGCUAUCGCAACCAUUCAAGCCUCUUGCUUCUAACAUUGCAAAUGGCUUAUUCAAAGAUGGUGACACAAUAUUUGCUUCUUAUUCAAGUGAAUCUGUCGAAGCAUUAAGCCACUCUCGCUGGUCUUCAACUCCAAAAUGUUAUCAGUUGAGGACCGUCUGUUAUACUCAGAACAAAGAGCUUCUUAAAAUCCAUCUCGUCAAGCAGCUGAAACGUGCAAUUGUGCAGCGCCCUGGAGAAAUGUUUAUUUUCAUGCCUAUCAUAGACACAUCGCUGGUCGAUACCACAAAACACAUUUUGUUUAAAAAUCUGUUGCUGAAGAACUUGUGGGAUGGGAUGAGAGAAUAUAGUAUUCUCUACUAUUUUGAAAAAUCUUUAGUAUAA
Molecule: messenger RNA, 1206 nt
Organism: Dendronephthya gigantea
Lineage: Eukaryota; Metazoa; Cnidaria; Anthozoa; Malacalcyonacea; Nephtheidae
Product: histidine N-acetyltransferase-like
Exons: 1
Coding region: 154-1206 (350 amino acids)
Molecular function (GO): acyltransferase activity, transferring groups other than amino-acyl groups
Source: RefSeq, a predicted model, not a curated record